Molecule: messenger RNA, 1005 nt
Organism: Suillus plorans
Lineage: Eukaryota; Fungi; Basidiomycota; Agaricomycetes; Boletales; Suillaceae
Product: fatty acid hydroxylase superfamily-domain-containing protein
Exons: 3
Coding region: 1-1005 (334 amino acids)
Biological process (GO): lipid biosynthetic process
Molecular function (GO): oxidoreductase activity; iron ion binding
Source: RefSeq, a predicted model, not a curated record
AUGGGUGAACUCUUUUCGUACUUCGACGGAUCGUCAACAUUAAACUCAACAUGCUCAUCUUUCGUGACUGGAGCAACCGUAUGUUUUCCACCAGUUAAAAUCCCAUUCUACUUCUCCCUCCGCCAAAACCUAUUCGACGGCAUUCCAGACACACAUAUCGCCCUCGCUGCCCCCGUGCUCGCUUAUUGGCUCCUGUCUUUUUUAUUCUACUGCCUUGACAUCUCUGGCUGGCGAUGGCUUGACAAAUAUCGUAUUCACGACUCAGAGGAGGUCAAAUCUAGGAAUCUGGCUACUCCUUGGGAGGUCGCACGAGCUGUCCUAUUCCAGCAUGUGACGCAAACUGUGUUGGGUUUAGUAUGGUUGGCAGAGUCGCCAGAGAUCUCGGUUGCGCAGUGUCAGAGCGAGAUGGAGGCCUUGGGAAGAACACUGGUAUGGGUUGUGCGACGUCUUUUGGGAGAGGAAACAGGAAUGAUGUUUUUAGAGCUGAGGGGGCCUGGGAUAACCCAUUGGCUGUACUGGUGGGGAAUUCCAGCUGCCCAGAUCUUAUUCGCGCUGUUCAUUGUCGAUACCUGGCAGUACUUCCUCCAUCGCUUGAUGCACACAAACAGAUAUCUCUACAAGAAGAUACACUCUGUGCAUCACAGACUUUACGUCCCCUAUGCCUUUGGGGCGUUGUACAACCAUCCUUUCGAGGGCUUCUUGUUAGACAGCGCAGGCGCAGCAUUCGCGGAGAGCCUCUCGCAUCUUUCCGUUCGACAAACGAUCUUCCUCUUUGCAUUCAGCACUUGCAAGACUGUCGACGAUCACUGCGGAUACAGUCUCCCAUUUGAUCCAUUCCAGAUGAUGAGCGGAAACAAUGCAGACUACCAUGACAUACAUCAUCAGGCCGUCGGAAUAAAAUCAAAUUUCUCACAGCCUUUCUUCGUCCAUUGGGAUGUCCUACUCGGGACACGUAUGACCAGAGAAGAUAUUCAAGAACGCCGAAACAAGGUCAAGAAAUCGUGA